Medicago truncatula (barrel medic) is the source of this 572-nucleotide messenger RNA. Its product is annotated as calcium-binding protein CBP. Gene Ontology annotation, molecular function: calcium ion binding. The record is from RefSeq and is a predicted model, not a curated record. NCBI's taxonomy places the organism in Eukaryota, Viridiplantae, Streptophyta, Magnoliopsida, Fabales, Fabaceae. The coding region runs from base 1 to 459 and encodes 152 amino acids. The transcript is spliced from 5 exons.
AUGGGGCUCUUGAUACCACUGUUAGCUUUUGCAAAGGCAGCAGAAGCAAUAAGCUCAAGACAGAAAAUUAAGGUUAAAAAUGGACCCAAGGAAUUCACUUCUCUGUUUUACAGUCUUCAGAGUUGGAGGGGAAUAUUUGAGACAUUUGAUAAGGACAGGAGUGGCAGAAUCAAUUCAAUUGAGUUGCGAGAUGCGCUGUUAAGUUUGGGUUAUGCUGUUUCUCCUAUGGUAUUGGACUUGCUCGUCUCCAAGUUUGACAAGACUGGUGGCAAAAGCAAGGCUAUUGAAUAUGACAAUUUCAUUGAGUGUUGUCUUACUGUGAAGGGACUAACAGACAAAUUCAAGGAGAAGGAUACUGGGUAUACUGGCUUUGCAACAUUCUCCUAUGAAUAUCAGUUGUCCAUGUUAAUUGCCUGGGUCUGUAAUUUGGUUUGGAGUUGGAUGUGUGUGGUUGACUGAAUUGCUUUGGACAAUUUAUAAUAUGCUUUUGUUUCCUGUUGUUUAGUUACAAUUGAACUAUGGUUGAUGUCAUUUUACUUGAGUGAUGAUCAGGUGUUCUGUACAACACUCAU